UCGUCUCUCCCGCCAACACCAACGCUCUCCUCUUCUUCCCUCCGACUCUGGGCUCCCCCGUUUCCUCCUCUCUUUCUCUCUCUGUUCCUGAUGACACCGUACGCGGUGGCGCCGCUGGCCUCCCUUCCCACCGCCUCUCUCCGCUGCCUCUUCUUCGCUUCUUCACUUCGUCUUCCUCACCUUCGAUCUCCCAGAUCCCAUUCUAAUAGAACUCCAACCCCCUCCUUCUCCACUGCUCCCCGCCGCUGCCCUCCCUCCGCCGCUUCCGCCGUCGACUCUCCCGCGCCCUUCCCCUCCAAUCAGGCCUCCAGAUUCCAGCAGUGGGACUCGAUGACCGCCAAGUUCGCGGGCGCGUCCAACGUCCCUUUCCUCCUCAUCCAGCUCCCCCAGAUCCUCCUCAACUCCCGCAACCUCGUCGCCGGCAACAAGGCCGCCCUUUUCGCCCUCCCCUGGCUCGGGAUGCUCACUGGCCUGCUGGGGAACCUGACGCUGCUGUCCUACUUCGCUAAGAAGAAGGAGACCGAGGCCAUCGUGGUGCAGACUCUGGGUGUCGUCUCCAUCUACGUCGUCAUAGCGCAGCUAGCCACGGCCGGGGCCGUGCCGCUGCCCCACUUCACGGCGCUCUCGGCCGUAGUGGCGUCUGGACUCGUCUUGAACUUUAUGAACUACUUUAACUGGAUUGGCGAGGGAGUGUGGCUGCUUUGGGAGGAUUUCAUCACCAUCACCGGGCUCUCUGUUCUUCCUCAGGUCAUGUGGUCGACAUUUGUUCCGUUCGUCCCGAACAGCAUUUUGCCAGGAACUAUCUCUUGCAUCAUGGCAGUUGCGGCUGUCAUCAUGGCACGAACUGGAAAACUUUCUGAGAAGGGAGUGAAAUUCAUAAGAUCGGUAUCUGGAUGGACUGCCACUCUACUGUUCAUGUGGAUGCCCAUUGCCCAGAUGUGGACAAGCUAUCUCAAUCCAGAUAACAUUAAAGGCUUAUCAGCUUUCACAUUAUUGCUUGGCAUGAUUGGAAAUGGUCUUAUGGUCCCGCGGGCACUAUUUAUUCGGGAUCUGAUGUGGUUCACUGGUGCAUCUUGGGCAUCAUUUCUGCAUGGGUGGGGGAAUUUGGCUUGGAUGUACUGUUUCAACAGUAUUAGCAGGGAAUUUUUCUUGGCAGCAACGCUGGGUUUGUUCAUAUGGAUAGGAAUUGCUCUGUGGAGAGACACCAUAGCCUACGGGUACAGUUCACCAUUGAAAUCCUUAAAGGAACUAGUUUUUGGAUGAUAACGUGCAUGGACUGGCGUUUGCUUCCACCAAUCCCAUGGUUCGUGAACUACCAGAGCUUGUUGUUCUGCUGCUCCCAACAAGAUCGAACCACCUCUUGCCCAUUAUUUUUGGUGACAAACAGGUGCAUGCUAUCAUUGUUGUGGUCCAAUUGUUGAUUCCUGGGGAGCUGCAUAGGGCCAAUGUAAUGUAGAAAUUCCACAAAAUGAAUGGAUUUGUUAACAGGCCCUGCUCGAUAUGGCAGUCAGCUACCAGUAAUAGCUCUCUUCUGUCCUCCAUAUAAGUUGUAAAUGUGCCUGAUGACGAUACCGUAUCACAUAUAAAAUAACAAUGUUACCAUUUAUCAGUUUGGCUUACUGUUUA
Messenger RNA from Phoenix dactylifera (date palm), 1626 nucleotides. Its product is annotated as maltose excess protein 1-like, chloroplastic. The record is from RefSeq and is a predicted model, not a curated record. Lineage: Eukaryota; Viridiplantae; Streptophyta; Magnoliopsida; Arecales; Arecaceae. Gene Ontology annotation, molecular function: maltose transmembrane transporter activity. Gene Ontology annotation, cellular component: chloroplast envelope.